This is a messenger RNA of Strigops habroptila (Kakapo), 1712 nucleotides long. RefSeq names its product calcium/calmodulin dependent protein kinase I (gene CAMK1). Gene Ontology annotation, cellular component: intracellular anatomical structure. Bases 33 to 1712 code for a protein of 559 amino acids. Gene Ontology annotation, biological process: peptidyl-serine phosphorylation. The transcript has 11 exons. Gene Ontology annotation, molecular function: calcium/calmodulin-dependent protein kinase activity; calmodulin binding; ATP binding. NCBI's taxonomy places the organism in Eukaryota, Metazoa, Chordata, Aves, Psittaciformes, Psittacidae. The record is from RefSeq and is a predicted model, not a curated record.
CCCAAACUCCGUUAUCGCCAUCACCAUCAUCCAUGGACCACAUCCCUUUAUCACCCCGUGUCAUCCCCGCACUGACCUCGGUGGUGUCGUGGAUAGGACACGGGUGUCCCCACGGGGCAUCAUGCCGCUGGGGCAGGAUGGAUCCAGCUGGAAGAAGAGGACUGAGGAUAUUCGUCGCAUCUAUGAGUUCCGAGAGGUCUUGGGCACCUGGACUCUCUCCCCGUCACCACGGCCCCCCGCGGCGGCUCCGGCCACGCUCACCCCUCGCUCCGCACAGGGGGGCCUUCUCCGAGGUGGUCCUGGCGGAGGAGAAGGCGACGCGGAAGCUCGUGGCCAUCAAGUGCAUCGCCAAGAAGGCGCUGGAGGGGAAGGAGACCAGCAUCGAGAACGAGAUCGCCGUCCUGCACAAGAUCAAGCACCCCAACAUCGUGGCCUUGGAUGACAUCUAUGAGAGCAGCACCCACCUCUACCUCAUCAUGCAGCUGGUCUCGGGGGGGGAGCUCUUCGACCGCAUCGUGGAGAAGGGUUUCUACACGGAGCGGGACGCCAGCGCCUUGAUCCGGCAGAUCCUCGAUGCCGUCAAGUACCUGCACGACAUGGGCAUCGUCCACCGCGACCUGAAGCCCGAGAACCUGCUCUAUUACAGCAUGGACGAGGACUCCAAGAUCAUGAUCAGCGACUUCGGGCUGUCCAAGAUCGAGGGCUGCGGCAGCGUCAUGUCCACGGCCUGCGGCACCCCCGGCUACGUGGCCCCCGAGGUGCUGGCGCAGAAGCCCUACAGCAAGGCGGUGGAUUGCUGGUCCAUCGGGGUCAUCGCCUACAUCCUGCUCUGCGGUUACCCCCCAUUCUAUGAUGAGAACGAUGCCAAACUCUUCGAGCAGAUCCUGCGGGCUGAGUACGAGUUCGACUCACCCUAUUGGGAUGACAUCUCAGACUCGGCCAAAGACUUCAUCCAGCACCUGAUGGAGAAGGACCCCUGCAAGCGCUUCACCUGCGAGCAAGCCCUGCAGCACCCCUGGAUCGCCGGGGACACGGCGCUGGACAAGAACAUCCACCAGUCGGUGAGCGAGCAGAUCAAGAAGAACUUCGCAAAGAGCAAGUGGAAGGUGAGGGACACUGUGGGGUCGGCAGCAAGCCUUCAACGCCACGGCGGUGGUGAGGCACAUGAGGAAGCUGCAGCUGGGAACCAGCCAGGAAGGCCCCGCACAGACAGCACCAACCAGCCCCGGCGAGCGGCCGCGGGGGGGCACCAGCAAUGGGUCGCACCACGGGCGCCUGCCCCUGAGCAGAGCUCAGCGUCUGCCCCCAGACUGAGCACGGCCCCACACGGAUAUGUCCUGGGUGGCUGGGGGGGGGGCCCGGCCCUCCCAUGGGCACCGUGUGGGGUGGGGAGCAGGGAAGGCACUGUGGGGACACCCUGCCCUGCUCCCCCUGGCUGUGUGUGGGGCUGCCCCCCUGCCGCAGGCUCACAGCAGAGCUCUGCAUUGGGGCAGCCACCAGGAGUGCCCCCCUCCCCGGCUUGGGGCUGUGUCCCGGGCCCCCCCCUCACAUACACCUCCAUCACCCCACGCCUGCCCCGGCACUGCCCCACAUCCCAGCAUGAUCAAGGAGUUUUCCAAAUGGAUGUUUCUAUUUUAAUGCUUGUAAUAAAAACAAGAGGCCAACACCGAUCGGCUCUGCCCUGCCCUGGGGGGGUCCACACACAGCCCUGA